UAGGUAUUUGUACAGAAUUUUUAUAGAAGUACGCAACUUUAUUCCGUUCGCUGUCAAUUCCAAAAGAUAAAUGACGUCGAAUAGUAAAAACAACAGUUAAAGAUGCAAUCGGGUUUUUAAAGUUGUUUUAUAAUAGCAGAUAAUGCGCUACUUGACUUUUCCUGGUUAGUAAUGGAAGAGUUUGCUUGUUACUUACCUGAGCCAAGAGGAAUGCCGUCGCCGAGGCCUGCAUGGCGCAGGCUGUUAAGAGCAAACAGAAAUCAAUAAGUCAACGAAAUCUCAGGAACUGGGAUCCACAAUCGGAAAGGGAUCAAGGCGAGCAAAUAACUGGCGGUGCCAAAACCGGGUCGUGUUCCUGUGGAUGCUCCGCUGCUUGUUUGUACAGAACAGUACUUACAGAGCGCAGGAUAUCCUUCGGAUGUUUUAUUGAUUUUCCUAUCAGCAAUUCAUUAAACCUGCACGCACAGACAACUGGCUGCCGUUCCCCGUAGAAGACAAACGGAAUGGAUAAAACCGAGCGCUUUCGCGAAACAUGAAGCCUGCAGGGGUUGCCCAUUCCACAACACGUCUCGAGUCUGGACCACCAGUCCGGCCGGCAGUGAGUUGCAGAAGCAUGACAUCAUGCGUCGAUGGCAGAUUUCUCACCUCACUUUUGAACUUUUCGUUUGUGAGCAGUAUCCCGUAAACAGAGUUGGCCAUUGGGAAUGCGUACGUAAAUUUCUCUGCGGCGCUGCCCGUGAUCCUUCUCUUCCCCAUCGUUAAUCUCUGGGGCACUUGCAUAUUCUUUACUGGAAUACGAUCGAGCUGGAAAGAUGGAGGGGUAUUACGAUCGCGAUGCACCUCACGAACGUCAUUCAGGUGCUCUGCGAACGGGGGUGCGAGUGCACCGUAAACACGGCGCUGCUCCGUACGCCCGCGUGGUACACACGGACAGAGAAGGAGAUGCGCAGAUGGGCGAAGGAUCCGCCAGCAGCGCUACCAGUCAAAGAGUGGCCGCGUUUCAUCCCCGUGGUGGCCAACAGGCGCAUCGGAGCCGCAGUCUCUCGGUCGCGCUUCCCGCUGAAAGGAACGUCUUUUCCCGGUUGGGUCCGAGAAAUCUCCGAAUAUCUCGCGAAUCCUUCGGCACGCGCAAUCGCGGGCGCGCCCGAGUGGUGUUUACAUCGCGACCGCCGCUGACGGCUUGGUUUAAAGUUCGGCUGGUUGGUGCGGCCACCGUGGACAGAACAUGGGUCAUGAAUGCCAUUGGAGAACGACUUUCCGCGGAAAACAUUACGUUCCAGCCGAUUCAAGUUGCCGUCGAUGGAAAUUCCUUAACAUUCUAUGUCAAGGACCAAGCUGCUGCAAAUAGACUGAGGAUGCUGAAUAAAGCGAUUCAGUUCUCUCAUGGGCCAAAGAUGCCUAUUGCCGUAAAUCCUUCUCAAGCUCCCGUUGUACAUUUGGAUGAAUCCGUAAAGGCCGCGAUAAAGACCGCUAUGGGCAAACGUUAUGACGCAGCAACCCACUCUCUGACUUUGAGCUUGUUUAACGAAGCUCCUGAAUUUAAAACUGCCAGCCUGAAUAUUCAGCUGUCCAGAGCCAGUCAUAUGAAAGCGGUUUUGGAACUGAUUGAAGCCAAUAUCAAAGAGCUGCAGUCUCUGGACCUCAGUAAAAAUCGUCUAUCGCAGUUGAUGGACUUUUCUCGUUUGGCUGACAAAGUGCAAUUGCGCCAGCUAAACCUCAGCGAUAAUGCGAUUCGGCAUAUACGCGAUGUGGAGUUGUUACGCUCUUUUAUCCACCUUGUGGAUCUGGAUUUAAGUCGGAAUCCCAUUCGGGAUGCGUACCGUGAUACGCCUGCAUACAUUGAGGAUAUACGGAAGAAGCUACCGAAUCUGCUGCGGUUAGACGGUGUAGAUCUGCCCAAAAAGAUAGGAUUUGAUGCACCGGCGCGUAUCCAACUCCCAGUACCCACUCCGUUCUAUACGCCAUUUGAUGCACAGGCCAACCAGCGACUUGAAUCUUUCUUGCUACGGUACUAUGAGUAUUUCGAUGGCAGACGGUCAGAAUUGUUGGGUGCUUAUUCGGAAGAUGCGCAGUUCUCCCUCUUCAUCCCGAAAUUAUAUGACAAGAGCUCGGGUUUCUAUUCCCACAGCCGAAAUCUGAACAAUGUCACCGAAAGUGUCGUUCAAAACGCGAAAUUGUUGCUUGGAAGGACGUCCAUUGUUGAUUUCUUUGGUAAAUUACCUGCCACUGCUCAUGCCCCGAAAUCGUUUACAGUGGAUGUGUUUUUCAACGAGAAUGCCUUGUUGGGACUCAUGGUAACAGGUGUUUUUCGAGAAGAUCAACACAAGCGCCAGCAAUUCCGUUCAUUUUCACGAAAUUUCGUCAUUGUGAUAUCAGAGGAAGGGUGGCGGAUAAUAUCCGAUACCUUGACCGUCACCGCGCCUUCCGUGGAGCAAGUCAAUCAGUUCAGGCAGAACACGGCGCCGGAGAAUCCUUCCAACAGUGUUGCUACACCUGCACCUACUGUAUCCACUGCCAGCGCUCUUGAUGAACCGAUGAAAUUGGCCAUGAUAGUUAAUUUUGCCAAUGAGAGUGGAAUGAAUGAGCAGUAUAGUCGAUUAGCGCUGGAGGACAACUACUGGGAUUAUGCGAAAGCUGGUGCUGCUUUUUUGCAACUGAAAAGUGAAAAUAAACUUCCCCCGGAAGCCUUCGUAAAAUAGCAGCACUGUGUUUCAGUUUUGUUAUGGUUCUGUUUGGAGACUACACAAGCUGUUGCUUCGGCUUAGCCUUUCUUCGAUGUUGAUGAUAGCCUGAAUUUUAUUUCGUUGAACUGUCAGUUACUGAGUGACAGUGGUUUUGUUGUGACGGACCUCGGGGAAAAAUACGUUAAAAUACACAGUAGUGUCAGUACGAGACACGAUAGUAAACAGCUGUAAGUAUGUACAAGUACU
Paramacrobiotus metropolitanus is the source of this 2930-nucleotide messenger RNA. Its product is annotated as nuclear RNA export factor 1-like. Gene Ontology annotation, molecular function: RNA binding; protein binding. Gene Ontology annotation, biological process: poly(A)+ mRNA export from nucleus. Gene Ontology annotation, cellular component: nucleus; cytoplasm. The transcript is spliced from 15 exons. Lineage: Eukaryota; Metazoa; Tardigrada; Eutardigrada; Parachela; Macrobiotidae. Bases 813 to 2699 code for a protein of 628 amino acids. The record is from RefSeq and is a predicted model, not a curated record.